Messenger RNA from Alosa alosa (allis shad), 2123 nucleotides. It is a transcript of the gene tnnt2c, whose product is annotated as troponin T2c, cardiac. Gene Ontology annotation, molecular function: troponin C binding; troponin I binding; tropomyosin binding. Bases 819 to 1682 code for a protein of 287 amino acids. NCBI's taxonomy places the organism in Eukaryota, Metazoa, Chordata, Actinopteri, Clupeiformes, Clupeidae. Gene Ontology annotation, biological process: sarcomere organization; cardiac muscle contraction; regulation of muscle contraction. Gene Ontology annotation, cellular component: troponin complex. The transcript has a single exon. The record is from RefSeq and is a predicted model, not a curated record.
CUGCAUUCUUAAGAGCCAAUGAUGUAAAUGAAAAACAGUGGGUAACUGGAUGACUUCACUUCCUCCACAAACACAGACAAUAUUAACUAUCCAUAGAUAGAACAACUAUUUCAAGGCCAAUUAAAUUGUAUUGUAUGGAACACAGCUGCUUCAGCAUAUCACUCAACCCCCAAGUGAAGAAUUGCCCGAUUUUCUAGAUAGGGCAACAAAGAAAAUGUAGUGUUCAAAUGUUCUUACAACAUUUCAUACAACAAGCAUAAUAAUAGUCUUUAGCACUUCCUUCAGAAAAGUUUAGAAUGUACACUUUUAUUGGCACAUUGAAAGCAACACCAAAAGUAGCCUACACAGGAACUGUAAUACUCCAGCCCAUUGUAAAGAUGAAUGUGAAUAUGAAACAAAGCAGAAUGUUUGCCCCGUCAUCUCCACUGUCAGGAGGUUGGGGAGAGCACAAGUGUGAGUGCAUCUGUCUCCGCGUCUAAAAUAGUCUCCCCUCUUGCUCUGACAAAGGAAUGAGAGCUGAGGGGGGUAGGAAGGGCCAGUGGUCCUGGGAGAGAACGGGGCAAGUCUCGAGCAAAGGAGAAAAUAGAUAUGCCUCCAUCUGUUUGAGCACCAUCCCCCUAACUCUAACCCCCCCAGUUCAAACACUGCAGCUCAAAGUUGGGUCUGUUUGAGGUCACAUGGGUGGCGGCACCCUAUAAAGUCUUGUGGCUGCGGGGCUGUUGGACUCUCCCCCUCUUUUUAGACGAAGCUGCUGGGUUUGAGGGCUGACUGGAAGCAGCACAGCUUUUUGUCCUUGUUUCAGAGUUCAGAUUCAGAUCAUGUCUGACACUGAGGAAAUUGUGGAGGAGUAUGAAGAAGAGAUGGAGGCUGAGGAGGAAGUGAAGGAGGAGGAAGAGCAGGAGGAGGCUGAAGAACAGGAGCAGGUAGAGGAGGAACCAGAAGAGGAGCCUGAGAAAGAACAGGAGGAAGAGGAAGAGGGAGAGCAGAAUGAAGAGGAGGAUUCCAAGCCCAAGGCUAAGAUGUACGUCCCUAACAUCGCACCACCCAAGCUGCCCGACGGCGAGAAAGUGGACUUUGAUGACCUCCACCGCAAGCGCAUGGAGAAGGACUUCAACGAGCUGCAGAGCCUGAUCGAGCUGCACUUCAACACCCGGCAGAAGGAGGAGGACGACCUGGUGUCCCUCCGCAGCCGCAUUGAGCGCCGCCGUGCCGACCGCGCCGAGCAGCUGCGCGAGCGCGCCGAACGUGAGCGUGAGCGGCAGGCGCGCCUCGCCGAGGAGCGCGCCCGACGAGAGGAGGAGGCUGCCAAGCUCCGUGCCGACGAGGAGGCCAAGAAGAAGAAGAUCAUUUCCAACAAGGGCUUCGGCAGCUACCUGCAGAGGGUGGAACAGAAGAGGGGCAAGAAGAUGACCGAGCGCGAGAAGAAGACCAAAGUGCUGACGGAGCGCCGGAAGCCGCUCAACAUCGACCACCUGAACCAGGACAAGCUGGCCGAGAAGGCCCGCGACCUGUGGGAGUGGCUGAAUCAGCUGCACUCCGAGAAGUUCGACCUGACCGAGCAGCACAAGAAGCAGAAGUACGAGGUCAGCGUGCUGCGCAACCGGGUCAGUGACCACCAGAGGGGCCCCAAGGCAGCCAAGACCACCAGGGCCGCCAAGGGCAAGACAGGCUCAUGGAAGUGAAUGCCUCCUUUGGGUGGCUUUUGUGUUGGGGAGUAGCUUAAAGGUUUGUCAUUGUUGCAUGUUUUGGCUCAUUUCCAUUGGACUCAUGACUAGUUUCAUUUGUAAGCCUAACAAGUCAUUAUGGACGGUGAAACAAACAUGCUGUAAGACCACAGACUCUGUUACAGGCCUAACAGUCUUUGUUGUUGAAAAUUGUAAAAUUUGCACAAUUUUAACUUCCACCAAGAUACCACUGAUAUAUAUAUUUUAAAAAGUAAUCUGAUGUGGAAUCACAAUGCUCAGUACAUCAGUAUUAUUAAAAUCCAGCAAAUGUUGGCCUUCCGGGGUAUAUUAUGUCACUGUUUCACUCCAGGAACAUAUGAGAGACAAUUAUUAUCACUGUUUGAACACAGAUGUUUAACAACAAAGAAAAAUAAAAAUGAACACUAUUGUUUGUUGUGA